UAUUCCAUAUUACCAGUACUCUAUCUGAUUAUUGUCAGUUGUUACCAGUAAAUUUGUAGAUUACUUAAGUAUGCUUUAAAAAUGGUGUUACAAAAAGGCAAUACGGAUUUAUUUGUUGUAUUUAUCAUUGUCACAGCAUAUACCUCAGUCGAGCUGUAUGUUCUAGAAAAUAAGGCGCAUGGAAAGCAGGCCUAUAUGUCAAGCACAGGUGGUGAUAAAGUAGCGGAAAGGGCUGUUGAUGGAGAUGUGUCACAAGAUGCAGCGGAUAACUCUUGUUUCCUCACAAAAACUGAAACCAAUGCUUACUGGGAGGUGGACUUGGGAGACAAAAUGUUUAUUGAUCACGUCACCUUAUACUCAAGAAAAAACGUUGAUGAUUUAUUGUCUGCAAGACGACUUCGAGAUAUUGAAUUGUACAUUGGUCCCAGCAGAAACGCAUACACACUGUACGGAUUUUAUGAAGGAACUCUUCCAAAAGGUAUCAUUCAUACAUUCAAUCUGACCAACACAGUGUUUGGACAAUGGGUUAGAAUUACAAGAUCUGAGUCGGUAGUUGAAAGAUUUGAACUUUGUGAGGUUGAGGUAUAUGGAUACCCUCCCGCAUAUUACUACAGAUUGGACAAAGGACGUGCAGGUGUCCAUGCAUUGAAUACAGCUCCAAGUCAGUCCUUAUCCAUCCAUCAAUGUGCGUUCAUAUGCUACAAAACUAACGGCUGUUACGGAGCAACCUUUAAUGAAGUAACACACAUGUGCGAAUAUCUGACGUCAGACACUGGUGUUGAGACAAACAACUCAUCGAUGUUGAUUCAACUUGGAUAACCUUCUUUACAAAUUAUAAAAUGCUUUUGAAUGCAUAAAUACAAAUGUAUAUUUCUUUUCAAAUAAGCUACAAAAGUUAUUUGAACUUGAUGAUGGACAAAUAAAUCCUUUCAGUUAUACCUAAAUUUGGUCUUUUGAAAUCUUUAAUGAUUUGUGCGAGAUUUAUCGUAAAACAAGAAACAUUAUAGUCACUUUACUUUUAUAACAAACAUAGAAUAAAGGAAUGUUAUUGUCUCAUUAGGUAUCCUUGAAACUCUUUUGAACAAAGCAUCCCAAAAAGAACACAAGACAUACUAAAAUAACUACGAGACUAUAUAACUUUUACACCACCGAGA
Ruditapes philippinarum (Manila clam) is the source of this 1154-nucleotide messenger RNA. Its product is annotated as fucolectin-6-like. The record is from RefSeq and is a predicted model, not a curated record. Bases 82 to 819 code for a protein of 245 amino acids. Lineage: Eukaryota; Metazoa; Mollusca; Bivalvia; Venerida; Veneridae. The transcript has 4 exons.